AUGCCUUUCAAAAUAAAAAUCAUAUCAAUUAACGACAAAGACUAUUUACAUUGCUCACACAAAUAUUUACCUGAAAUAUAUAGAAUCCUAACAGACACAGAUAAUAAUCAUAAAGCGGAUAAAAAAAUUUUUGAACAAUGUGAUAUUGUGGUAGCAGAACCCGAUGAAAAUAAUACUUUUGUAAAAGCAAUUAGGGGUCGUAUUAUAUUCAUUCAAUGUGGGAAGGAUUUUGAAGAAAAUUUGCCAGAAUUAUUUAUCGUGGACGACGAAUCGCGUGUUGAAUAUUUUAAACGAUGUUAUACUUCAGUCUGUAAAGAAAAGGUUGCGCAAUUUGGACAAAAAAAUUUUCCAAUCACACAUAAUGACAUAACCGCCCACUCUGCAAGUAAAAUGAAAGUAUUCAUUGGUUCCUCAUUUGAAUUAAGAAAAUAUGUCGUUAAACAAAACCAAUAUAAAAAUGAGAUAGUUAAUGCAAUAAGAGUUUCGAUGGGGAUAAAAAUACCAACACCAACACGACAACUAAAAAAAAGAAAGGAUAGAAAGAAAAAAGAAAUUGAAGCGAAUUGGGCCCCACAAAAAGGGGAUAGGGAAGUAGAACAAGAAAAAGGAAUCUCUGAUGACGAUGAAGAAGAAGAAGAUGAUGAUGAUGAAUCAGAAAAAGAUGAUGAUGAAGGACAAACAUCAAAGAAACAUAAACCCAACCCUGACACAACAACAACGACAACAAUACAAAGGCCACAAUUCCUUCCCCUCAAAUUAAAUAAUAAUAGAAAACCAACAGAAGAAAUUAAGAGAAAAAAACAAAUAAUGUACUAUGGAAGCGAUAAUAAGAAAGAUCUGGAUGAAAAAAUAUUAAAUAUUUUUUCAUAA
Dictyostelium purpureum is the source of this 870-nucleotide messenger RNA. RefSeq lists its product as uncharacterized. Bases 1 to 870 code for a protein of 289 amino acids. Lineage: Eukaryota; Evosea; Eumycetozoa; Dictyosteliales; Dictyosteliaceae. The record is from RefSeq and is a predicted model, not a curated record. The transcript has a single exon.